Messenger RNA from Hydra vulgaris (swiftwater hydra), 5730 nucleotides. NCBI's taxonomy places the organism in Eukaryota, Metazoa, Cnidaria, Hydrozoa, Anthoathecata, Hydridae. The record is from RefSeq and is a predicted model, not a curated record.
AAUAUUUAAUUUAGCAAAUUCUUAUUGUAAUUUAUUCCACACAAAUUGAAAACAAGAAGUUUAUAAAAAAAGUAUUAAAAAAAAGUAAAAUGAUAAUUAAACAACAAGAAAAGGAAAAUCUGGAUAAACAUGAAUAAUGUCUUUAAAGUUGUAUUGUCUGUACUGAUCUUUUUUGCUGGAACUCAGUCAGUUUUAUCAGGUUGUACUAAUGAUAGUUCUACAGACUUCCAAUUAACAGCAAGUGGUUACCAUAUCGAGUCUAACAUCUCAUGUGUUAGUGUUUGCAAUUCAUACAAUCCUUCAAUUUUUUUCUAUGCUUUUUUCCUUGAAGGUCAGCUUUGUUUUUGCAGAAAUGCAUCUCUUCCCCAGUUAAAUAUAUCUAACUUUAAUAGUCCUUGUGUAACAAGUUCAUGUUUGAGUGAUAACUCUACUUCUGAUUGUUCUCUAAGCAGUUAUGAGGUUUUGCCGCUCACAUUAGGUAUUGUUGAGUGGAGCAUAACUUUUAGUCCUACUGUUUUACUUGUGGACAAUGAAAUUCAAAUACAGACAAAUAUCUUAAAAGGUGAUGCAUCAAGUGCGUAUGUGAGACCAUUACUGAGUAACUUACCAACAGAUGUUCAAAACAUCAAUGGUAUGACGAUAAGAAGAUAUUUUUAUUUACCUGGUUUACAGCAGUGGUCACAAGAAAUAGGAAAUGCUUUCACAAACCCGUUUAUUACUACAACUUGGAUACAAAUUGAUGAAAAAGUUGGUGGUAUUUACUUAAUCACAUCUGCAAUUCCAGUUAAUGGUUUUUACAAUUAUUUUUUGGUUAUUACACAAGGAACAAACAUAAGUGUAACUCUUAUGCUCCCAUCAAAUAAAAGUUUAUUAUUUGAUGCAGACGUUAUUCGUUCAGCAUAUGGACUAGAUUUACUUUCAGUUUAUAAUUACACAGAAAAAAAGUGCAAUCUUUCAGGAGGUUUUAUUUUAAAACAAGUUAUUUUAAAACCUGGUCGUUUUACAAAAGUGAAAUUAAAAGUAUCUGACAUAGGAGCUUUAGAAAUUGCAAUUUUGAGACCAAUAUGCAGCAGUUCUACUACUUUUUGUUCCUUUACCAUGGAUUGUGCUACUGACUGUUUUUCAACAGACUUAAUAGAAGAUGAAGUUGUUCCACAAAAUUCAUCCACAAUUACAACUUUAGUUGUAACUAAAUUCAUUUUUUUGUUAAAUGAUACUGGAGUGAUUGAAAUACCUAUCCAACAUAUCAAUAAUCAAAUUCAAGAAAACGACAUGAUAUGGAUUGGUGGAAGUGCUAGUUUAUUUUGUAAUGGAGCAAAUCAUGAGCAAGUGCAAGGAGUGGAAAUCGGAAAAACAAUAAUAUUUUCCACUAAUAACAUAACUAACAAUGACUUUUUUAUUUCACUUUUUGUAUCUAGGCCCUUCGAGGUCAUGAUUCCUAUACCAUCAAAUAUAACUGGGCUGUUUAGUUUUACAGUUGAAGUGUCUAAUCAUGUUCCAUCUUUUAAAAGUCUGACCUAUUCAUUUAACUUUCAGACCCCUGUGUCUGGUUUGCAGUUUGCACAGAAGAAACCGAUUUCAAAAUUUGUUGCUGGGUACAAACUUAAUACUUGGGUAACGCUAAAAGCUGUGAUUGACAAUGGGUCGGAUGUUACUUACACAUUUAGUAUACCAAAUCUUAAUUAUUCCAAAAGUAUAUCUAACGAUAAUCAAGUUUAUUAUAUGUUUAACAAUGCAGGUAUUUACACUGUCUAUUUGACAGCUGCCAACAAGAUUAGUUCACUUAAUACUUCAAUUGAUGUUGCUGUUUUAUCAGAAGUAAGUGGAGUAUUUUUGGAUGUUGGAGAAAUUCAGCAACAAAAUAGUGUUUUUAAUACAACUAUAAGAAUAUUCAAUGGAACUAAUAUGCAGUUAUUAGUUGAUUUUGGUGAUGGAACACCUGCUAUAAAUAUUUCGAAUAUAGAUGCAACCAAUGUAAAUGGUGUUAAUUUUACUUUUACCCAUACGUAUUCCACAUGCAAUUUGUUUACAAUCAAUGCCAGUGCAUCAUACCUUUUUGCAAACACAAAAGGUAAUUUAAACACUGCUAUAUUCUUUGAUUCUACAGAUGUAGCUGUUUUUUGUUUAUUUUCUCCAUUGAAUGUGAUAACAAACCCAGUUGUUUCAUUAGAUGGAAAAAUUUAUUUAUCUCUCAGCAAAAAUUUAGCUUUAAACAUAAAUCAAAAUAAAGGAUCAUAUAUGGUAUACUUAAUUGAUUGGGGAGAUGGUAAUUAUGAAAUCGAAAAUCAAACCAUGAAUCAAAAUCCAGUUCCAUUCCAAAUACAGCAUAAAUAUAAUAAAGAAAAUAACUACACUGUUAAUGUAACAUGUUACAACUUGUUGCAAAAUUCAAGCUUUCUGGUUCAAAUUGUUGUGGAAAACUGCUCAGUCCCUGAGGUCAGUUUUUAUUACGGAACAGUUACAAGUCCAAUGAAUAUUAUUCGUAGUAUUGGAGGUGAUAUAACAGCAUUUGUUGAAAAUAUUGAUAGUUUUUGUAAACUUGAAACUUUCAGUUUUAAAUGGAAUCUUGAAAGUUCCACUUCAAAUACUUCUGUUUAUGGCUUUUUAUCCCAGCAAAAAGUUACUUACUCAAUUAAAAAAAAUUCACUUGAUAUUGGCUUUUAUAUAUUAACAUUGCAAUAUAUUUAUGGACAUGUUACAAAUGUUUAUUCUGCAUACAUUAAUGUUGUAUUUUCUCCAUUGCAUAUAAAAAUUGAUAAUGGGUUCUUUUCUACUAUUGCUUAUAAAAAGAAAGUUGGAAAUGACACUUUAUAUCAAAACUUUACCAUAAGUGCAAAGUCUAGUUAUGAUCCAGAUGAUCCAUCAAGUGGCGCUCAAAAUAUUAUCUUUAAUUGGAAAUGUAAAGUUGCUUUAAAUUUUUCAGUUGCUCAAGAAAUUAUGGCAAAUUAUACAUCUUUAAACUUGACUAACCUUAGUGACACUUGCUUUGAUCAAAAUUGGCUUAGCAUUUCAUCUAUUACUCCAGAAGUAUCUUUUAAUACACAACAGUUUCUGGAGGGUAUGACAUAUCAUUUUGAAGUUUGUGGAUCAAAGUAUGAAGGAAAAGAUGUGGAAUUGUUAGAAAUAAGCAAGACAAGUUGUUUUACACAAGAACUUCAAAUAAUUGCUGGUGGUCUUCCAACUAUUUCUGUUAGGUGCGUUUCAAACUGCAAUGAAAAACUGAAUUUUAAAGAGCGAACAAUUUAUUCAUAUUUAUGUGAAGAUUGUGGUUCUCAAAAAUUAACGGCAGAGUGGAAGAUAACGGAUGAUGCUAGUAAUGUUCCUGUUGAAAUUAUGUCUCAAGAUGCUACAACAACUGGUUUCUUGACCCCUAGUCUUGUAAUUAAUAAAGACAUUCUGCUUGAAACAAAAAACUAUACAUUUACUUUAACAGUUGGUUUUACAGACUCGUUAAAACGAGUAAGGUUUGAGUUUACAAAGACUACAAGCUCUAAGCCAUCUUUAGGAGUUUGUUACAUCAACCCAACGGAUGGCUACGCUCUAGAAACAUAUUUUAAGAUUGUUUGUUAUGAUUGGGUAGAGUUAGAUGGCUUUUUAAGCUACAGGUUUUUUUAUGAUAACAGUCAAUUACAGCAAAUGGAGCUUAGUAGUUCAUCAACUGUUGAUUAUCCUAUGUUAAAUGCUGCAACCACAGAUCAACCUAGUUUAAUUAACUUUGUGAUGGGUCCUGGUGAUGAGAAAAAUAAUUACAAAAUAAGUAUAAUUAUAAAAGUGUAUGGUAAAUACAAUGCAUACACAGAAUACAACAACCUUUUUAUCAAGGUGCGUCCAAAUAAUAAACCAAUAAAUUUGACAGAAUUGCUAAAUAGAAUAAAUUUAAAUGAUACACAAAGUAUAGCUAAUAUUGUUCAAGCAAUUAGCUCUGCUACAAACAAAUUGUCAGCAAGUUAUUACAAUAACACACCAAUACCUUUAAACAAGUUUACAAACAUGGUUGAUGAUGAUGCCAUGAUUUUAAGAAAUUUAGAAAAGCAGGAAGAAUUAUCUCGCUUACAAAAGUCACGCACAGAAAUGAUUGAUUUACUCAGCAAUGCUCCAAUCAACGGUAUGAGUUCAUUUAAAUCGAUAGGGGAUGCUUUGGUUUUAUCUUCACAUAACCCUAUGGAGUUGGUUCCUCAAACUCAGAGCCAGGCAGCAAAUAUUGUUACAAAACUAGCUGAUCUUUUUACAAAAGAGAAUCUUCAAGAUAUUGGGGCCGACAGCUUUGAAACUAUGACUAAACCAUUUUUAAAUUCAAUUUCUAAUUUGUUUGAGGCUAAUUUUUACUACAUUACACCUGGAAUAGCUUUUCCGACAACUCAAAUGACAACAUCAUCGCCAAAUUUAGAAGUUAGUAUUAAGUUGGUAUCAAAUUUGUUCAAAUCCAUGGAUAACUAUUUUUUAGCAACACAAUUAUACAAAGUUCCUAGUGAAAAACAAACUACAGGUGAAACAAAGCAGUUUAAUUUUGUAUUAAAGAAAGAUUACCUGAGUAGCUUUAGCAACACUUCGAUUGGUUCAUCUGAUGGUGGUUUUAUUCUUCCAGAUUCUAAAGAUAUGUUUGAUGAGUCUGUUCAAAACUCACUAGUUCUAAUUAAUAAUGUUAGAAUGAAGAUUAUGGCAUACACCUGGGAUUCUAUUCGAUCACAAAACAUUCUCUCAGAAACUCAAAGUCUUUCUUUUUCUGAUGUGAAUGGUCAUCAAAUAAAUGUAAACAACAGUUCACAACCAAUAAAAAUUAUUAUCAAAAAUAUUCCAGAAAAAAUGACUGGUAAAAAUAUAUCUUUAUCAAUGCCUAAUGAUAUAUAUCAAGUUAAGCUACCAAUAGCAUUAGAUUGCAAUUUACUUCUAAAGUUUGCAGUUAAAAAUGAUGAAAAUAAUUUAACGAAUCUCAUUGUUUACCUCCAGUAUGGAAAAAUUGCAUCAAAACUAGAUUACGAUAUUGCAUUGAAUAUUUCUGCUAAACAUGGCAUUGUCAUGACGAAAAGUAGUUUACCUGUUUCUAAUACAACAAACAAUGUUAGCAUUAAUUUUUCUAAUGUUUUGGUAAGAAACCAAGAUGCUUAUCUUCUUGAUGAUGGCACAUUAGUAUUAUGGAAUUUUUCUAACUCAACAUACUCUUUUCUUAAUAAAACUGAAUUGCAUUUAUUGUUUUCAUAUGUUGGUCCAAUACCUGAUAAAAAACUAGAUACAAAUCCAUAUACUUUUGAUGAAGCAGAAUCUUAUGGGGCGUUUGACUAUGAAAUGAAAUCAUUUUGCGCAGAGUGUAAUUAUUGGAAUGAAGAUGGUAAUAAAUGGAUGUCUGAUGGAUGUCAGUAUGAUGUUCAAACCUCAACAUUUUCGCUAACGAAAUGUAAGUGCAACCAUUUGACAGCUUUUGGUGGUUUUUAUGUGGCUCCUAACACCAUACCAACACCUUCACUUGCAAAGUUAAAGCAAGGUUAUGUUCUUUUUGUUACAGUUGGAGUUAUUAUUUUUCUUUGGAUACUUGGUUUAAUAUUUACAAGGAAAAUGGAUAAAGAAGAUAUUUCAAAGAUUGGCGUUUGUCCACUGCUUGAUAAUCAAGCUGAUGAUACUUAUAUUUAUCAAAUAACAGUUAAUACUGGUAGUCGAAGAAAUGCUGGAACCAAAUCAAAUAUCUUUUUUACUGUUGUUGGUAAGUUGACAUAUAUGCCUAAUUUUAAAAAUUAG